Molecule: messenger RNA, 1343 nt
Organism: Paramecium sonneborni
Lineage: Eukaryota; Ciliophora; Oligohymenophorea; Peniculida; Parameciidae
Source: the annotation of a GenBank genome assembly
AUGGGGAAUGUUUCAGCCUUUAUAAACUAUCACACAGAAUUAACCUUUUCUACUGAUUUGAAUGAUUAAAUUCAUUUUUGCGAAUCAAUAUCUCAUCAAUCGUUAGGCAAAAUACAAAUUUGGAAAAUUAAAGAAAAUUCAUCAAUUAAACUAUUUUCUUUUGUAAAUCUAAUCAAUAAAUCUAGACUAGACAUGUUUAUUGUUUUGAUUCUACAUUAUUAAAUAUACAUUAAAAAAGAUGCUCUUUAUAGCAUUCUAAUUUACUUUAGUAUUAUGCAAGUACAUAAACAUAACCUACAUUUUGUGGAAGCUUAGAAAGUUAGAAUUUUUUCUUUGAAUAUAUUCCCUAAACUUUGUAAAAAGUUUUAGAUAAAAGAGAAUAGCCAUUCCCAGAAAUCGAAAUUUGGAAGGUAUAAAAUUUUAUUGUAUAAAAUUAAAGUAUUUAGAACAAAUGGUUGAUGUUUUAUCUUAUUUGGAAGAAAAUUAAUGUUUUCAUGGCAAUAUCAAUUUAGAAAAUAUUUUUGUUACAGAAGACAAUACAAUAAAAAUUUUAGAUUAGUUAAAUUAAUAAUUAACUGAUUAUUUAUUAAAAUCAGAUGUUUAUGAUUUAGCUGAAUCUAUCAUUGAGCUUAUGACAAAAAACAGUAUUUCAAAAUGAUUAACUUUUAGAAUUUCAUAAAGAAUUUAAAGAAACCUUGAAAUCCUUAACAGAUUAAUAUUCUAUAUAAUUAUUAUCUGUAUUAGCUAAAAUGUUAAAUAAAAAUCCAGAUAAAAGACCUAAUUUUAAAGAAUUAUCAGAAUCUAUUCAAAAUAGAGCAACAUAACCUAUUAUUCUGGAGAGCCAAAAAUCAGAAUCUCAUUCAUAAACAUUUUAGGUGCUUCAAAAUACUAAUUAAACCUAAAAAAUAAGAAAACAAUUUGUGACUUCAUCUCAAAACAAUAAUAAAAAUCAAUUAGAUAGGACAAUUAAUUAUUAUCCAUAAAAAAUGUAUUCUUAACUCAAAGUUCCUAUACCUUAAGUUUAGUUCAUCACAAAAAAAUAGAGUUACUCAAAUUAAGAAUUUGAAUAACUUAAUUUUAAUGAUUCUCAUUAACAAAGCAUAUAAGAAAAAAUAUCUAGUCCUAAUAAGAAAUGUAAUAUGAAUGGUUCUUAAGCUUCUACUAUAAUUAGUAAUUAAAUUUCCUUUUUGGAGACUUUAAAAGGAAAUGCAAAUGUAUCAGCAAAAUAAAUUAAUUGCUAAAAUAAAAUCAAUAUUAAAUAACAUAAUAGUUUAGUCCAAAAUAUUUUGAUUUAAGAUGACUUAAAUAAGACCAGUUCUACUUUUACUGACUAAGCGAAAUGA